GGGCGAUGACAAGUGAGAGAGCAAGAGGAGAAGGAGAGAGCAGGCUAACUCAGUGGACUGUAAAGGGAGCAAGGUUGACUGCAGUCUGUUUCUUUGUCUUAAUCCUUAAAUCUUCUAUAAUAAGGAUGAGAGGGCCAGAGCCUGACUUAGGACAGCAAAGUCUAUGUUGGGACCUGGAUGAUGAGGCAACCUAACUGGCCAGUAGGAGAAAUGGAGGGAGGGGGGAAGGCUAGAGCUGGACUCAGGUUGGGAAACUUGACCAGCAGCAACUCAGCGCCACAAGGAAGAGUGGAAGUCCAGUAUAAGACAAUGAUUUAAAGAGCAAACUCAAAACCAGAGAAACAAGAAGAGGACUAACCCAUGGCUGGAUUGAUUUAGGAUAUGGCUGCCGUGCAGCAGUCCUGACGCCCAAACGUGAUCCCAGGCACGAGGGGUUACAAUGGCUACUGCGAACCAUGAUCCUCAUCUGGGCAGCGGCCCAUCCGAGGACUCAGAGAUCCUCCUGGACGACUCUGACUCAGGGAGCGUGCUCUCUGAUGACUCAGUGCUUCCCGACUACGAAAGGGAUGACCAGAAUACAGAGCCGCCUAAAACAGUGUACGAGGCCUGCGCUAGGAAUGACCCUGAAUCCCUGCGCAGAAUCAUGACAAGAGGGAUCACGAAAGAAGAGGCCAUGGAGCUGGACAUCAACGGCAGGAACGGGCUGAUGCUGGCUGUGAACAAAGGCUUCGUAGACAUCGUCACCCUGCUGCACACAUGUCCAUUAAUAGACAUCAACCACCAAGAUAAUGAUGGAAACACUGCCCUCAUGAUCGCUGCCCAGGCCGGUUUCAUCACCAUCCUGAACUAUAUCCUUAACUACUACCCUGGGGUGGACACUGAGGUCAGGGACCCCCGUGGCUUCACAGCCCUCAUCAAGGCAGGCCUACAGGGUCGAGAAGAGUGCGUCAGCGCCUUGAUAAUGCACGGUGCAGACAUGAAUGCAAUGGACCUUGUCCAAGGGAGGGGUUUGAAGGACUGGGUCCUCAGGACAGGAAGGUGGGAGACCAUGAACAGACUGCGUCGCCUGCAAGCUCAUCCUGUUGCCGAGCAGUUCUGCGAGAGCUACGUUCCUGAGUGGCCUGACCUGACACAACUGGUAGCAAAGGCCACUGCUGCCAAAACUGCCAGCCAGAAGCUGAGGCAACGCUUAAAAGACAGCCUCUCUUUCAACUUCCCUCAAGACCCCCAAGACAAUGGGGUCAUGGACCAUAUGGUGCGGAUGACUACAAGCAUCCACAGCCCUCUGGUAGCAACUGGCUGCCGUCCGCUAUGUCCCACCAGCCCCCCAGAGAUUGGCAAGCGACGGUUCGCCGUACCUGAACUGCUCGAAAAGCACAGCAUCAAGGAGCUGGAGGAGAGCACGGUGUCUCACAGCAACGGCUCUGUCACCUCGUCUCCCGCCACACCCGUGUCGGCCACCUCUGUGUCUCUGACCUCCUGCUGCCAGGAGCGCAAGGAGAGCAUGCCACCAGGCAACGCGAGAGGCUUCAUUCCCCGCGGCAUGGCGCAGAGGAACAGCAUCUUCCCCUCAGGCUGCAUUCCCAAGAUCGAAGUGACAAAAUCUGGGGAGCCCACGCCGAAGAAAGAGAAAAAGAAGAAGAGGCAAAAGGGCUACCUGGAGCCUCCUCUCUGGAAGUACAAAGAGGCCAAGGAGGAGAGAAAGAGGGAGAAGAAGCUCAAAGAAGAAAAGGAAAAGGAGCAAGAAAAAAAAAAGUCCAAGCGUUCGUCGAGCCAAAAAUGAGUCUCUUUUCCACAGACUGUUUCACUGUGAUGAUAUCAUGUAUAAAGGAUAGCUAUGUGAUUACGCUCUUAUUAGGAAACAACAGAAUUGUGAAACUACUUGAAUUGCUUGGGGUGAACGUGAAAAAACUGCAGUGACUUGAAUUAGUUUUUUUUAGUAUUUAUGGAAAUCUGAGAGAGAUAUAUGUCUCUCUGUGGUAGGUUUUAUGAGGAUAUGACGCUAUGAUGUUUGCAAUUAAAUGCGAUGACAUUAUUUUAUUUCAACAACACUACACUUGUGUGAGGAUUUCACCAUCGAGUGCAAAGUAGCAUUACAUCAAGGGAUGUAGCUGUAGACAUAGCCGUUAGCCAAUUCUGUAUAUGAUACCGUGCGUGCGUGUGUGUGUGUGAUCAAAUGCCUUCAGGAAAUUAUUUUUUGUCAGAGUUCAUGAAAGUCUCAAACUAUGUUGUUCUUUGUCUAUUCUACAUGUUUAAAGGGACAGUCUGUCGAGGCUGUUUUGCACGUGGCCCUGUACUGAAAGUGGUUUUCUGUUACCAUUUUGAGUUUUGUCAAGCCAUGGCUCUUUUGUUUUUGUUUUUUUCAAUUUCGACUCUGUACAACACAUAUAGCAUCUGCCAGAUGCCUUUCUACUCUCCAAAUCAUUUAGCUUUGUCAUGUAAUUCAUGCGUGCUAGAUAGUGAAACAGGAACUGAGACAUAUCUGCAACAUUUUUCCCUAUAUCGGUGGUUGGGAAAAAAAUGCUCACUGGUUUGAGGGGCUAGUACUUGGAGGCCAGAACUGUUGUUUGCCAUUUUAUUUUCAUAGAAAUUAAAACGACAGAGGACCUCACAUCUUCAGAGCUACCUAUAAGAGAAACUGUUUUGCAUAAAGUGAUACUCAGGGACACAGCAUGAAGGGCAUUUUACUAUCAGGGCAACACACAUUAUGCGGAGUUCAGCUGUUAUCGGAACAUUAUAAAAUAUUCUGUUUAUAGAUCAAGUACCUCCAGCAUAUGUCUGCAUCCAUAUUCUGAUUACAACUAAAUAUAUUUAACAAUGUUAUCUAAAUAUAUAUUUAUUCAGUAUACAUUUAGAUAUUACUCUAAUAAAAAAAAUUAGAGGAUCAUUUCGGUGAGACACCGUUUCACAAAUGACACAAAUGGAAGUGUGUGUUCAUAUGCGAGUUGGAGUAAAUUCACUGACCUUUUGGAAACCUUGUCCCCUUUGUUUUCAUUCCUUUACAGAAAGAUGAAACUACAUGAAGCAAUGGUAACAUGAACUCCUGAUUUGGAAGUUGCCUUUUCAGCAGUGCAUUUACACAACAUUUUAUCUACAAUUCAGACAAAAAAACAUUUUCGUAACGUGACCAAUGAGCCUCUCGCCGGACACGUAACACCUUUCACAAUAUAGUUACUCAGAGCUUUUUAAGGACAACCAUAAUGCGCUCUCUGCAAUGGCAUCAAAUCGCUUUUGCACCCUGACUUGUAAUCGGUUAAUCCACUAAACCAGAUCCUUACAUAACAAUUAGUUUUCCUAUAAGCAGUAACAUAAAAUCAAAA
Mugil cephalus (flathead mullet) is the source of this 3320-nucleotide messenger RNA. It is a transcript of the gene ankrd33aa, whose product is annotated as ankyrin repeat domain 33Aa. The transcript is spliced from 5 exons. Gene Ontology annotation, molecular function: protein binding. The coding region runs from base 440 to 1783 and encodes 447 amino acids. The record is from RefSeq and is a predicted model, not a curated record. Lineage: Eukaryota; Metazoa; Chordata; Actinopteri; Mugiliformes; Mugilidae.